Molecule: messenger RNA, 890 nt
Organism: Lineus longissimus
Lineage: Eukaryota; Metazoa; Nemertea; Pilidiophora; Heteronemertea; Lineidae
Exons: 3
Coding region: 35-538 (167 amino acids)
Source: RefSeq, a predicted model, not a curated record
GGCCGCCGAGAAAUUCACCGAGAAGGAGCCAUUUAUGCGUGUGACGUCAUCAGUCUAUCGGUGGGUUUUUCCGAUCCCGAUUGCGGUUUCCGAGAAUCAGGCGCUGGAUCUCGCAUUUCCAAACGAGUACAUUGAACAACAAAAUUUGCUAAUUUGUGGGACACUAUUGCGAUCGGGUACAGCUGAAGAAUACACAGAGAGAGACAGCCUUUUGACUGAGAUAUCUCAGAUGAAGGAUGAAUCGCACGUCAAAAAAGCCUCUGAGACAAAGGGUUCUGAUGACAAAGACAUCAUAAAACAGGGGGAGGCCGUAAGGAAACAUGCCAUGGAAGGCAUGGCAAAAAAAGAUGGCUCUACCCCAUCGAAAAAGGUCAGGAGAACACAAUCCAUGUCUGAGUAUGUAGAGUACAAAAAAGCAGAAAUUGAGCUUAGAAAGGAAGAGUUGGAGGUCAGAAAGCAGGAACUGCAAAUGGAAAGAGAGGAGAAAGGGAGAAUGUUUUCGAUGAUGAAGACCAUGCUUGAGAGUAUGAAAAAGUAGUGUUAUCGUUGUCUACCUAUUGUUCAAGGGACACUUUUUCUUAACCACCCUGUCGGCAAAAUGACUGUUACCAAUUACAAUUACAAUUACAAUAACUUUAUUAAUGUAUAACUACAGCAAGUUACCAGUCUAGCAGCUGUUGAAAAUUCAUCUGACUUUUUUUGGAUGAACUUUCAUCCUGAAGUGUUAUUUUCGUCAGAUGAAUUUUCGUCAGGUUUAGAGAGUGUUCAUUUCUAAACAACUCAUUUGGGUGAACUUUGAUCAUUUCACUGCCAACACGACCAAUAGGUCAGUAGUUUGAGAUUUGUCAUAUAGUUUAUUUUGAAUUUUUGAAUUUUCAUUGUUGAAAUAA